Molecule: messenger RNA, 1953 nt
Organism: Linnemannia hyalina
Lineage: Eukaryota; Fungi; Mortierellomycota; Mortierellomycetes; Mortierellales; Mortierellaceae
Source: the annotation of a GenBank genome assembly
AUGGAACUCUUGCAACGAGCACAAUCACUGCUCCAGGAAUGCAACGACAUCGCAGCCAGCCUCGACCAAUGGAAACAACAAAACCCAACCAUCGAUGUCGACGGACUCCAGGCAAUGACAUCCGUCAUUCUCGCUGAACAAAAGUUCCUCACCAAGGUUGCGUCGACUCCAGCGGAUGAGAUCAAGCCGGCACAGAUGGGCGCGUCAAACGUUCCCUAUCUCAAAUCGCUGGUGGCGGCAUUGGUCAACAGCAAGAACCCUGUCGCGGUCAACAGGACGUUCAAGUAUGUACUGGACCCUUACACCGUCAUCGAGCCAUCGGAAAAAUUCAGGGCCCUCCCAUUAUCAACAACCCCAACAACCCCACAGGGCAAACAUCAUCGGAAACAAGGGCAGUCGUCUUCCAAGGGAUCGACAGGAAAGCUAGGACCAAAUAUCAUGAAGCUCACAACCUCGGAGCCAUUGUCGAAGGAUCUUACGAACGAGGUGACUUUUCAAGUCAAGAUCGAUCUAGUGGCGGACCAUGGGAAGAGCUGGCUUAGGAUCAAUGCUGGCAGUGUCAAGACCCUUGUGCACGAGUACGCUGGUAUGGAGGAUGAUAGUGAUGAUGAAGAGGAAGAGGGCGAGGAGAGCAGUGAGAACGAGGAGAGUCAGGACAAGGACGAUGAUACCGACGACGACGGACAUUAUGGAUCGACCACACAGGGCAACAGCAGCGGCCGUCGCCGUGCGGUCAAGCCUAUCCGUGUGAGCAAGGACACUCAUGCCGACAUGGUUCUGUUGACCCGCAGUCUGGUGCUUGCGGCGGAUCAAAAUCGGCUCCAUUACACGCACCGCCCCCAAGUGACUCUUCAGUUUGCGGGAAUCCUUCCAGAAGAAUCGAUCCCACUGGAGGAGAUGAUCCAAAAGUCGGUCCGCACAGGUAGCGUCGCACAAUCGAUCGAGGACGGGGUUGUGGAGGUAUUUCCUGUCAACGUCCACUUUGGACCCGUCGAUUCGGAUGCGACAACAACCUUGGCAUCAACAACACCCAUGGAUGAAACACUCGCGCCCUUUUCGAUCCCGCAAUCCGUCGAUGAUAUGGUUCUCUUUUCAAAGACGUUGCAUCUCGAUAUCACUACUCUGAUGGCCCUCAGCAGUUUUCUGUGUCACACGAUUCGGCCGGACCCGACCCAUUUUAUAUCACCGCCUCUUGUUCUCCAGGCGCAGCAGGAACACGAUCAACCAUUGUUGCCUCUGUUCGCCAAGAUCUUUGAGGGACGGGAAAGGUUGGUGAUGACCCGAACGGCAGCUACGCGUUUCAAGGCUAUUCUGAGCGUUAUUGGCGGAUCGGAGGAAAAGUGGCGAGGUCGCGUGAUGAUCCAUGACCCUUGUGAGGCAGCACGGUUAACGUCCAGGACUUCUGCAUCAUCAACGGCGGUUCCGGGAGAGGACGGAGAGAUUGGAGGUGAGGAAGAUGAGAUCAGGAUUCGAGAGAGGUGGAUCCGAGGAUCGGAUUGGGCACAGCAGUACGGUUUAUUUGCUAGCGGUCCACCUCGGGUGGAAGUCAUUGAGGAUAUUCUUGACACGGCCUUCAUUGAGACUAUCAAGAUCUCGGAGGCUACAACAGACACAAAAACGACGACAGAGGAGGUCGAAUUGGAAGUCGAAGAGGAAACGGAAGGGGUAUCUCACCCUGGCAGCCCGUCUUGGUCCAUGUCGGCACCACCCACCAUGCCAGGAUCUCCAACAGUAGGAAUGAAGCGGAAGGAUAUCAAUAUGAACGAGCUGCACUCCAAGAUCUUUUUGACGGCGUCGAAUGCUCGAUCGACGAUUUUGACGGCCAAUGCGCUGGGAUAUCGGACGGUGACUAGGACUGGACAGGUGCCGAAUGAGAUGAGUGUGUGGUUCCACGGAGCUCGAUCGUUAGCAGAGGCCAAACUUGUCCGGGACCCGCACCAAUCGACCAAUUGA